AUGGCGUUUGGUUUGAUCGGAAGAGUUGUUGGAACGAAGCCGUCGAGGUUAUCCACGGCGGCGCGAUUGAUUCCGGCGCGAUGGACAUCAUCAGGAUCAGAAGCACAAACGAAAGCUUCCACCGCCGGCGGCGUAGGACCGAAACUGAAGACGUUUCAGAUCUACCGAUGGAAUCCAGAUAAUCCCGGGAAGCCUGAGCUUCAGGAUUACCAGAUCGAUCUCAAGGAUUGUGGUCCAAUGGUUCUCGACGCUUUAAUCAAAAUUAAGAACGAGAUGGAUCCGUCGCUCACUUUCCGUCGCUCGUGCCGGGAAGGUAUCUGCGGCUCGUGCGCGAUGAACAUCGACGGAUGCAACGGUCUCGCUUGCUUGACGAAGAUCGAAUCUGGAUCGUCGGAGACGACAAUCACGCCGUUGCCGCAUAUGUUUGUGAUUAAGGAUCUGGUGGUGGACAUGACGAAUUUUUAUAAUCAGUACAAGAGUAUCGAGCCGUGGUUGAAGAGGAAGAAUCCAGCGUCUGUUCCUGGGAAGGAGAUUUUGCAGAGCAAGAAGGAUAGAGCUAAACUUGAUGGAAUGUAUGAAUGUAUCCUCUGCGCUUGCUGUAGCACUUCUUGCCCUAGCUAUUGGUGGAACCCUGAGUCUUAUCUUGGCCCAGCUGCUUUGCUCCAUGCCAACAGGUGGAUCAGUGAUAGCCGAGAUGAGUACACUAGUGAAAGACUCGAAGCCAUUAACGACGAGUUUAAGCUGUACCGAUGCCAUACAAUCUUGAACUGUGCUCGUGCAUGUCCAAAGGGAUUGAAUCCAGGGAAACAGAUAUCACACAUCAAGCAGCUUCAGCAAUCCGGUUGA
Microthlaspi erraticum is the source of this 846-nucleotide messenger RNA. NCBI's taxonomy places the organism in Eukaryota, Viridiplantae, Streptophyta, Magnoliopsida, Brassicales, Brassicaceae. The record is from the annotation of a GenBank genome assembly.